Molecule: messenger RNA, 2409 nt
Organism: Amborella trichopoda
Lineage: Eukaryota; Viridiplantae; Streptophyta; Magnoliopsida; Amborellales; Amborellaceae
Product: putative membrane protein At1g75140
Molecular function (GO): protein binding
Source: RefSeq, a predicted model, not a curated record
UGAUAACACUUGUGACCUAAGCUUUUCUCUGAUUACCAUUUCCUCUGUGGAUUUACUACUAGAGUUGCUCUUCAUUUUAAACUGGCUUUCACUUUCACUCUCUCUCCUCUCUCUCUUUGUCUCUCUCAUCUCUUUCUCUCUCUCUCUCUCUAAGCUAUCAUUACCAGGUAAAUCACUGCUAUAGUCUCUCUCGCUCUCUCUCUAAGACUGUAACCGGACUCCCUCUCUACCUCUCUCGAACUACCUGCUUCACCCCUUCAUAAAUGGCGGAAACAUUAGUUGAAACCCUGAUUUUCCUCUACAUAGAAAUAGGGUACCCAGUUAUCCAUUUCUCCUGAUCUGGUCUGUAGAAUCAAUUUCAUCGAAGGAAAACUAAAUCCCAACGUAGUUUUGAAGUUUGAACUCCUACAACCCCAAGAAAAUGGAGUUCAUACCCCAAACUAACGGUUUAUUUCUCAUUUUCCUCUUUUUCUCUGUGAUUUUCCUCUCUAUUUCAUCUCUAUAUGUAACUUCUUCUGAAGAAAUCCCCAGCUCAAUCGACCAUCAAGAUCAACAUGCUACUCAGCUACAAAGACUCGAAACCCUAAUCCAAAGCCUCAAUGAAACCAUUAGCAGGCUUGAGAUAUCCGUCCUUGAGUGCUCAAGGAACAAAGCCAAGUUGUUGAAACCCGAAGGCAAUGAAGAAAGAAGUCUUGAAAGACUCAAAACAGGUAUUGUGGUCACCAAGAACAAGCCCUCAUGGUCUGAAAAGUUUGAAUUUUUAUCUGCAAUCAAGCUUGAGCACGAACCCACUUGCAUAAAUGUCCUUCCUUUUGAUGAUUACCAGGGAUUCAGUAAAUAUGUAGCCGUGGGGGAUGAGCUAGGGAGAGUUUACGUGUUUUUGAGUAAUGGUGAUGUUUUAAUGGAAUUCCAAACACUGUCUAAUUCAUCUGUUACUUCCAUGUUAUCGUACAUGUCUUUUAAUAAGAAUGAAAGUUUACUAGUUACUGGGCAUAGUGAUGGGUCUAUACUGGUUCAUAGAGUUUGGGAAGCCAUCAAUGGAGUCCCGUUUACAGCUGAGGACUUGCAUUUUAUCAGAAUUGCGCAUCUGGGUACUCUUGUUUUGGCAAUAAAAAAUGACCCUUUUGAUGCGUUAGAAAGAAUUUCAGUUUUGGAGGUGCACCAGAUUGGUAGAAUGAGAUAUAUACUGGGUUGUGAUCUUAGAGGGAAGAUAAAAGUUUUUAGAGAGAAUGGUUCUUUAUAUGGGGUUGCUAUGGCACCUAGUAGACCUAUUGCUUUUAUAAGACAAAGGCUUUUGUUCUUAACUGAGACUGGAUCUGGGUCUCUAGACUUGAGAACCAUGACAAUUAGGACUGGUGAGUGUGAUGGCUUGAAUCGGUCACUUGCAAAAACUUACGUUUUUGAUGCGUCGGAGAGAUCUAAAGCUUAUGGGUUCACUUCAGAAGGGGAUUUGAUUCAUGUUGUUCUUUUGGGUGAUAUUCUUAAUUUCAAAUGCAUGGUCAAGGCUAGAAGGAAAUUUGAGCUUGGGGGCAUUUUAGAGGUGCAGGUAAUAAAAGGUUUCCUUUUGGUGGUUAAUGAAGAGAAGGUCUUUGUGUAUAAUGCAUCUUCAAGGUAUCAUGUUCGGGCUGGUAGCCUGAGGCCCCUUUUCUAUGCAAAAAUUGAUGAGAUUUUGUCAGAAUUCGCGACUGCACCCUCAUUGCCUGGAGGUGAUAGAAGGCCUCUGGUUGCUUCUAACCGAGAAAGGCUUCUCGUUUUAGGGCUUGGAAGUGGGUAUAUUGCGAUGUAUCGUUCCAAUCUUCCUAUUUACAAAGCCGAAUAUGAUGCCAUGCUUUGGAGUACCCCAGUUUUGCUUUUCAUUUUAUUUCUUAUUGGUUUGUGGCAUUUCUUUGGGAAGAAGAAAGAGGCAUUUGCCUUGUGGAGUUCCGAUGAUGCUUUUGGUGUGGGAGGAGGUUCAUUGGGGUUAGGAGGUAGGAGCUUUGGGGAUUCUUCAAGGCCUGGUUUAAGGGAAUUGAGAGACCCCAUUGGGGGGCCAUCAUUGAGGUAUAAGUCACCUUCUCAGUAUCCUGUGAGCCAGCCUGGCUAUGGUGAUCGAGGUUCUGUUCCUUAUAUUUCUGGUUCCACCGAACCCAACUUCAGAACUGGUGGUGAAUUGAACUUCAGGUCCCAGAACCUUGAUGCUACGGCCUUCUCCAAGAGAAGAGAGUCUCUGGCACAGCACACAAAAGAGUUAUAGAAAAUACUAUGCUUGUAUACUUUACAUUUUGCAUGUUAAAAUUUGUGCCCAAGGGGCCCAUUGAAAUUAUGAAGUAUGGGUUAAUGUUGGGAGUUUUGUAGGUCUGAGGUAAUUGGUAACUUUUAGGAUAUGAAUGAUUUGGAAAUGAAUUAAAUUUGAUGCAAUUCUGAUGGAUA